ACCUGUGUAAAGGAAAUGAGGCCUUGCUGUUUGCUACUCUUAUUUUCUUCCUUCCUACUGAUCAAUAUAAGCCCUCGUUAUGCCCAACUCCUCUACAAUAUCUGCUCAAACACAACCAGUUACACUCCUAAUAGCCCCUUUGAAACCAAUCUUGACAUCCUUCUUCCUUCUCUUUCUUCUAAUGCUAUUAACACUGGCUUCUACAACACCUCUGUGGGCCAAUAUCCAGACCAGGUAUAUGGGCUCGCUCUCUGCAGAGGUGAUGCCACCCCUGAAGUUUGUCGGAAUUGUCUGGAAACAAUCAUUCACGACGUCGUCAAACAACUGUGUCCUAACAGGAGAGGUGCAACAGUAUGGUUUGUGAUGUGCUUUCUACGCUUCUCUGACAACAGAUUCUUCUCUUCAACGGAGGAACUGGGAACAAUAAACUUUCAAACUCCGGUGAACUUAACGGAUCCCGAUCGAUUUCUUCCUUUCGUGAAAGAUUUCAUGGGUAACCUUUCAUUCCAGACGGCCUUUGAUCCUUCUGAUAGCAUGUUUGCGGUGAAGAAGCAAAAAUUUAUGGGGGACACGGUUUAUGGUCUGAUGCAGUGCACCAGAGAUUUAUCAAGGAAUGACUGUUACAAUUGCUUAAAGGUCGCCAUGAAAGAUUAUGAAGGAUGCUGCUAUUUUAAUCGAGGAGCGAUAAUUCUAAGGUCCAGUUGUUUAUGGAGGAUUGAAUUCUACCAGUUUUAUGAAGAAUCAGGUGCAACACAGUCUCCUCCGUUGACAAACACCACUUCACAGGAGAGAAAGGAAAAGGGGCAGCCUACCCUAUUGAAUUAUCUGGAGGCAAGAAAUAGUACCAACUUCUCUGGCAAUAAUAUACAAACGGGAAAACAAGUUAAUUCUCAAGAAAUGCCGUUGAUCGACUUAGCUACUCUCCAAGUUGCUACAAGUAACUUCUCUUCGGAGAAUAAACCUGGAGAGGGUGGAUUUGGUCCUGUUUACAAGGGUGAAUUGCCAAAUGGCAAGAAAAUAGCUGUAAAAAGGCUUUCCACAAGCUCAGUGCAAGGUUCUGAAGAAUUCAAGAAUGAGGUUACCUUAAUUGCGAGACUUCAACACAAAAAUCUGGUAAGGCUCUUGGGUUGUUGCAUUGAGAGAAAAGAAAAGAUGCUGAUCUAUGAAUUCAUGCCGAAUAGCAGCCUUGAUGUCUUUCUCUUUGAUCGACAAAGACAUGAUCAGUUGGAUUGGAGCAGGCGCCUCAGUAUUAUUAAUGGAAUUGCAAGAGGCCUCUUAUAUCUUCAUGAGGAUUCUCGACUCAAAAUCAUUCAUAGGGACUUAAAAGCUAGCAAUGUUUUAUUGGAUGAGGAAAUGAAUCCAAGAAUAUCUGACUUCGGCAUGGCUAGGAUCUUGGCUGGCAACGAAAAUCAAGCUAAAACCAGGAGAGUCGUGGGGACAUAUGGGUACAUGGCUCCAGAGUAUGCUAUGGCAGGGUUAUUUUCAGUGAAGUCAGAUGUUUUUAGCUUUGGGGUUCUGCUACUAGAGAUCAUAAGUGGUAAAAGGAACAAUGGACUCCGAUUAUCUGAGCUUUCUCUGAGUCUCCUAACACAUGCAUGGCGACUAUGGUCUGAAGGCAAAGGCUUGGAUUUCUUAGAUCCUUCCAUAAUUGACUCAUGCCCAACAAGUCAAGGGUUGAGAUGCAUCCACAUUGGGUUACUGUGUGUUCAAGAAGCAGCAGCAGACAGACCCACAAUGUCAAAUGUUGUUGUCAUGCUGGGUAGUGAGUCCAUAGCUCUUCCUCAACCCAAGCGACCAGCAUUUUCAGUCGAGCGUUUUAUUAUGAAUUCAGAACAAUCUUCAUCCAAUGCUGAAGAUGGAUCCAUCAACGAUGUAACCAUUUCAAAUGCUGUAACUGCAACAUCGCCACAAAACUGGAGAAGAGAUGAGAAGAAGAGGGAGUUCAUCAGAGCUUCACACCAUAUGAUAGGAAACCUGAACCUCUUGCGUAAUACCGAGACCGUGACCGGUUUCCAGGUUGGAUUGCCCGAUGGAAAGCAUGUCAUGGCAAUAAAGAAAGGGAUCGCCAUUUUGAAUGCGCACAUGAAGCUUACAGAUGACAGCACUUCGAGGAUGGUGAUUGGUGCGGGUGAACUACGUGGAGGGCUCUACUGCUUCAAAGGUGCGCACUCAAGCAAAGUUCACAAAGCAAAGGUUGAAGCAUCAUACGAGUUAUGGCAUAGGAGAAUGGGUCAUCCCUUUGAGAAAGUAAUUAAACUUCUUCCUGAUUUAAACAUUAGAUGUGAUAGUAGAAAUAGGUUAUGUGGUGUUUGUUCAAAAGCCAAACAAACAAGAAGUGCGUUUGAUUCUAGUGAAAAUAAUGCAAAAGGGACUUUCGAUUUGAUUCAUUGUGAUUUAUGGGGUCCGUACUCGAUACGGGCAUCUUGUGGUGCCUCGUAUUUUUUGACCGUGGUCGAUGACUUCUCAAGAGCCAUUUGGGUAUUCUUACUUAAUGACAAAAGUGAAGUAGGAAAAACACUGCGGAACUUCUUCACUAUGGUAAAACGCCAAUAUAGAAAAUUGGUGAAGAUAGUUAGAAGCGACAAUGGUACUGAAUUUACUUGCUUGAAGGAAUAUUUCUCUGAGCAAGGCAUUAUACAGCAGAUCUCAUGUGUUGAAACACUGCAGCAGAAUGGACGUGUCGAGAGAAAGCAUAGACAUAUACUGAAUGUUGCUAGAGCACUUAGAUUUCAGGCCAAUCUCCCUCUUGAGUUUUGGGGAGAAUGUGUUAUGACAGCCGGUUAUCUGAUCAACAGGACCCCCUCCACUCUCCUUUUGGGUAAAACACCGUAUGAGAUGUUGUAUGGGGAGAAACCAAGCUACAAACAUAUACGCACAUUUGGAUCAGCUGUCACAACUAAUCAUGAACCCCAGAGGUAUUCAGAGGCUGUCAAGGACUCUCGUUGGAGAGAAGCAAUGAGAAAGGAAAUUGAAGCCUUAGAAAACAACAAAACCUGGAUAGUGGUGGACUUACCGCCAGGGAAAAAGGCUAUCGGAAGUAAAUGGGUAUACAAGAUAAAGUACCACUCAGAUGGCACAAUAGAGCGGCACAAGGCACGUUUGGUGAUAUUCGGAAACAAACAGGUUGAAGGGAUAGACUACAAUGAAACAUUUGCACCUAUGGCAAAGAUGGUUAUAGUCCGCACAUUCCUUGCAGUAGCUGUGGCUAAAAACUGGGAACUGCAUCAGAUGGAUGUGCAAAACGCGUUCCUUCACGGAGACCUGCAAGAAAAAAAGCAGGAACAGUUGAACAUCUUGGUGUAUGUGGAUGAUCUUGUUAUCUCUGGAAAUAAUGGCAAUGCUAUACGAAGAUUCAAGGAGUAUUUGAGUCAAUGCUUCCACAUGAAAGAUUUGGAAGCUUUGAAGUAUUUUUUGGGAGUGGAGGUCGCCAAAAGCCAGAAAGGUAUUGCUCUUUGUCAGCGGAAGUAUGCUUUAGAUAUCAUAUUAGAAAUUGGAUUGCUAGGAUCUAAGCUAGCUGGACUUCCCCUGGAACAAAAUCAUAAACUAGCUCUGGCAGAUGGUCCUCUGAUGAUGAAACCAGAGAGUUACAGGAGGCUUGAGGCGGCUUUACGUGUGGUGCGAUAUUUGAAAGGCAACCUAGGACAGGGAAUUUUCCUUCCGGCUGACAGUGAUCUUCGGUUGAAUGCUUACUAUGAUUCUGACUGGGCCGGGUGUCCACUGACACGACGCUCUCUCACUGGAUACUUUGUGUUAUUGGGACAAACACCUAUCUCAUGGAAGACAAAGAAGCAACUUACAGUAUCCAGAUCAUCGGUAGAGGCGGAAUAUAGGUCCAUGGCAAUAGCUGCUUGUGAAUUGAAAUGGUUAAAAGGGUUGUUGCAUUCAUUAGGAGUCGGUCAUCCUGAUCCUAUGCUUUUACACUGUGAUAGUCAAGUAGCCUUGCAUAUCGCUGCGAAUCCGGUCUUCCAUGAGAAGACUAAACACAUUGAAGUAGACUGUCACUUUGUCCGCAAUGAAAUUCAGAAUGGGAAUAUACGGCCUUCCCACGUCAGGAGUUCCGAGCAACUUGCUGAUAUGUUUACGAAGACAACAUACAGUCUUUAUGUUUGGGUUUUUAUUGUUCAUUCCACCCCUUUAUGUUUCCGUGUGGUCCCAGAGAAAUCACAUUCCAAAAACCCUCUCAACCAGGAGCUGUUUGAGAGACCUUGUCGUGCUGACCCUCCUUACCAACUCUGUUCAAGCGCAUAUAGUUACAUGAUCAAUAGCACGUUUCAAUAUAAUCUCAAUCUCCUUCUCCAGAAUUUAUCCGCCAAAGCUUCUCUCUCAGUCUUCAAUAAGGCUACCGUUGGCAACAAUUCAGAUAGUGUGUAUGGCCUCUUCAUGUGUAUAAAUUUUGUUUCUCUUGACAUUUGUAAGGCUUGUGUAGAAAGUGCAAUUCAGGACAUCAACCGACUGUGUCCAAACCAAAAAGAAGCAACCGUUUGGGAGGAAUACUGUCAAUUGGGCUACUCGAACCAAAGUUUCUUUGGCCAAGUUCAAGAUAGAAAUAUUCAUCUGAUGAACCCCAAUAACUUAACAAACCCAGAUCAGUUCACUCCGGUUGUGAGAAGCCUACUAGCUAACCUUUCUAAGGAGGCUACAAUCAAUACCUCAAACAGAACGUAUGCCAUUGGAGAUGUUAAUUUUACCAACCAUGAUAAGAUAUAUGGUCUUGUGCAGUGCACCAACGACUUAUCUGCAGAUGAUUGUUAUCAGUGUCUCCAAAAUUCUACAGAUGAAAUUCUAGGUUGCUGCUUUUUCUAUAGAGGAGCAAGAGUACUUAAUAGGAAUUGCGACUUAAGGUAUGAGUUGUAUGAUUUCUAUAAUAAUGCCACUGCUCCAACUCCGCCUACCAAUUCCGGUAAUGAAAUUAAGCCAUCAAAGAUUCUAAUUGCUGUUAACAUACUGGCAUGUAUUAUGGUAGCUCUUUUAAGCUCAUGGAUCUACUGCCUUGUUAGGAGAAAUAAAGGAUCAAGAAAAGAGAAGAACAAAAUUAUGCUUGAAGAACCUCCUUUACAGGAUACCCAUCGUCCAAUUAGGACAGAUUUUUCAUACCAAAACGUUCUAGGAAUGGAUCAGAGGGAAUCUCAGGUUUUUCCCAUGGUUAGUUUAGCUACUAUACAUGAAGCUACAAAUGGCUUCUCUGAUUUAAAUAAGAUUGGACAAGGUGGUUUCGGUCCAGUUUACAAGGCAACUCUACCUGAUGAAACUGAAGUAGCAGUUAAGAGGCUAGUAAGUUCAGAGCAAGGUUCAGAUGAAUUCAUGAAUGUAAUGAAACUUCAACACAAAAGUCUUGUGAGGCUCUUGGGAGGUUGUGUGGAAGGAGAAGAAAAGCUACUCGUCUACGAAUAUAUGCCCAAUGGAAGCCUUGAUGCUGUUCUCUUUGAUGAGAGAAGACGAGCACUACUCGAUUGGAAAAAACGAUUUAACCUUAUUGUUGGAAUUGCUCGUGGAAUUCUUUAUCUUCACGAGGACUCUCGACUUAGAAUCAUUCAUAGAGACUUAAAAGCUAGCAAUGUGUUAUUGGAUCAGCACAUGAACCCAAAGAUUUCAGAUUUUGGCAUGGCAAGGAUCCUUGAAAGAAAUCAUAGUGAAGCUAACACUGCUAGAAUAGUUGGAACUUAUGGAUACAUGGCUCCAGAAUAUGCUAUGGAGGGGUUGUAUUCUAUAAAGUCAGAUGUUUUCAGCUUUGGAGUUCUCAUGCUUGAGAUCAUAAUUGGAAGAAGGAAUGCUGGCUUCCAUCUGUCCAAACACGCUCCUAGUCUGUUAGCAUAUGUAUGGAGAUUAUGGAGAGAAGGGAAAGAGUUAGAGUCGAUGGAUCCAUUGUUAACAGAGUCAUGUUGUAAAAUUGAGUUUGAAAGAUGUAUCCAAGUUGGAUUAUUGUGUGUGCAAGAAGACCCGAUGGAUAGACCUACCAUGUCAUCGGUAGUUGUCAUGCUUAGAAGUGAAACAGUAUCUCUUCAAGAACCACAACAACCUGCAUUCUCUGUUGGGAGGAUUGCGAUGCAGUCUGGCCAUUCUUUGAGGAGUCCUGGUGAUCUUUCAAUCAAUGGAUUAACUGUUUCCGCUGUUCUUCCGAGAUGA
This is a messenger RNA of Nelumbo nucifera (sacred lotus), 6123 nucleotides long. NCBI's taxonomy places the organism in Eukaryota, Viridiplantae, Streptophyta, Magnoliopsida, Proteales, Nelumbonaceae. The record is from RefSeq and is a predicted model, not a curated record.